UGACCUCUCCCCAUGAGCACCGCUGUCUAAGCGACGAGGACAAGCUGCAUCAGGGAGGUGGGACGCAGACCAAGGACCGCGGCACAUCCACUGACACUCCCUGCAGAUACAAACACACUUCUGGACACACCCACAGCUCCACAGCAGGGACACACUCCAAACUGCCGGAGAAGCCCCCAGCAUCCCCGCCUCCCCAAAACUACACACUCACACCUCUGGGCCCCCCAGGGAAGGGCGAAGGGGGGACACACAGAGAGAAGAUCCGCUAUCACACAGAUGUACGCCUAGAACCCACCGAGGAGAUCUAUCUGACUCCCGUGCACCGUUCCGAGCAGGACCACCCAUUCCUGUCCCAGCAGCCAGAGCACGGACGCAUGUCAAUCAGCUCUGACACCGAGGGCCCGCCCCCUUACCAGCCUCUGCCCGACCGGACCAACCCUUCCAUCUGUGAGGAAGACGAGGUGUACGUGCCCCCUCCCUCCUACGCCUCCUAUGUGGAGGCUCUCUUUACCCCUCCCUCUACCGCCCCCCCCAGGGAACACCCAGGCUUAGCCCUGAACCUCGGCCUGAGGGAAGGAGGAGCAGGGGCGAUGGUGAGGGCAGGGGCAGGGGCAGGGGUGGAGUAUGUAGAUGUCCAGGAUGAGACAUUUGGGGUAGAGGGUGAGGCUGAGGAUGAGAAGGUAAGGGUUGUGGGAGGCAGGCAGUAUUUGGGACGUGGUGGCUGUGGUGCCCCCAUGAGUACUUUGAUGAGCUCGGAAGCGAGUGGUCUGUCUUACGACUCUGUGAAGUACACACUCGUUGUGGACGAGCACGCGCAGCUCGAACUGGUAAGUCUGCAGCAGUGUUACCAAUGUUACAGCGACGACAGCAACUCUGCGACCGUCUACGACAACUGCGUCUCGUCUCCGUACAAGUUGGCCAUAGGGGAGAAGUAUAAAGAGGAAGUGGAAGAAGAGGAAGAGGAGGAGGAGGAGAGAGCAAGAGUGGGAAGGGUGAGGAGAGAAGCCACCGCCUGUCUGUCAGAGGACACCACCCCGGAGGCGAACUUGCACUUCUCUAAGAAGUUCCUCAACAUCUUCAUGAACGGACGGUCACGAUCAUCCAGUGCAGAGCCAUUUGGCUUGUUCUCCUGCCUCAUAAAUGGGGAAGAGAGGGAACAGAGUCACAGAGCCGUCUACAGGUUUGUUCCUCGCCAUGAUGAUGAGCUGGAGUUGGAGGUGGAUGACCCUGUACUGGUGGAGGUACAAGCAGAGGAUUACUGGUACGAAGGCUAUAACAUGCGUACAGGCACCUGCGGCAUCUUCCCUGCUUACUACGCCAUAGAGGUCGCCAAGGAGCCAGAGAGCUUCAAAGUGAAGAGCAGUGAAUGGGUAGACAGAUAUCACAUGAAAUUCCUGGGCUCGGUCCAAGUGCCCUACCACAAAGGCAACGAUGUUCUGUGUGCAGCUAUGCAGAAGAUUGCCACCAAUAGGAGGAUGACAGUGCAGUAUAACCCACCUUCGUCUUGUAUCCUUGAGAUCAACGUGAAAGGCGUGAAGCUCCUAGUCCAGGAUGACUACUAUGCCUCUGACAGAAGUAACCAGUGCAGCCACUUCUUCCAGUUGAAGAAUGUUUCCUUCUGUGGAUAUCACCCUAAGAACAGCAAGUACUUUGGCUUCAUCACAAAACACCCAGCUGACCAGAGAUUUGCCUGUCAUGUGUUUGUGUCUGAAGAUUCUACUAAACCCCUGGCAGAGUCUGUUGGGAAAGCCUUCCAGUUGUACUAUAAGGAAUUUGUAGAUUGCUCCUGUCCGACAGAGGAUAUUUACCUGGAAUAGCACCCACCCCGCCUUCCACCACAACCCUGUACAUUACAGUGUAUCAUAACAUAAUGUUGCAUGACAGAGAAAACAAUUCUAACAAAUGUGAACUAAUAAAUCUGACAAAAAGAUGAAGAAGGAGAGGUACUGGUGUCUACUGUUUGUCCAAAGAUUUUAAACAGUAUGAAGAUUGAACAAGUAAUUGAUCCAAAUAUAGUGGAGAUGUUGAAGAGGGGGUCCCAAAAUAUGCAAAAUGGAGUCACUGAUGAGGAAGUUAAUGUGCCACUCAAGCACAAUGCUCAGAUCAUAGUGACCAUGGGCCUCAUUUAUAAACGUUGCGUAGGCGCAAAAUAAGGCGUACACCACUUUCUAAGCAAACUUUGGGAUUUAUAAAAACAAACUUGACGGGAGAAUGUGCGGUCCUCCAUGGACACUUUGACACAUACGUAUGCACAUAAACUGGAGAAAUGAGAAACUGUGACUCCAAUGGCAGAAGAAUGAAACUCGAGAAAUGCUUUGAAAUUGAUACCAUUGUGUAAAAUAAAUUGAAAUAUUACCUCUCACGUAUUAUAUAUGAAGAGUUCCCUGGAGUACACACAAAAGAAACCACACAAAAAACAUGAUGUAGGAUAAUAAAUACAAAUGGAGAUAUCUGUUUUUGCAAAAUAACCCCUCAAAUAUGUUGUACAGUUUAAUCGGGAAUCAUAUUUAAUUGGAUCUGUAAUUAUUAAACAAUACUUGCAUGUUAUGAAAUGUAUUCUCAUAAAUAAUAAGGUGAACAGUAGGACAAAUUACGUUUAAACUGAUGCCAUUUUCAAUGCCUCAGUCGGGCAGAUACCAGUGCACAGUUUCAUAUAUUGUUAUCACAUGUUCGUUGCACAGAACUGUCAAUGUGAUAAUGGCCGUGUCAUUGUCAGUUACAAUCAGGGUAAUUACCACACCUGAAGGUGUUACACAAUUGUGUGGCUUUGACAAUCAAAUGGGUGGGUAUAAAAAGGCAUGCAAUUACAAUGCUUAAUGACUCACAAUGGCUGCUUUGGCACUGUUGGAAGAUUUGACAAAUGGAAGAAUUCUGAGAGAGCGAAUUUUCAGAGACCAGACAGAUUUACUGGCAAAUGAUGAAGAGUGGCUUAUUAGCUGGUUCCGAUUACCGAGAGCUGUUCUCUUGGAUCUCUGUGCUAUAGUGGGCCCAGCUUUACAGAGAAGCACCCGCAGAAACCAAGCCGUGCCUGUCCCACAUCAACUCCUUGGCAACCUCGUUAAUAGCGUCGAUGGUGUCUCUUCGCGUUUGCAGGACUGCAUCUGUGAGGACAUGGCCACUGGAGGGUUGUGACGCACGAGGUACAGUGGAGAUGCUGGGGCUGGGCGCACUCAGCUCCUGCUCAGCUGCAGCUCCUCAGACCCCACAGGAACACACAGCGACUAAAAACAAUUGAAAAUGUCACAAUUGUUUGUGUAAAUAAAUGUUUAAACACAACUUGAAUACAUUUGGUUUACUCUUUUCAAACGAGGGAAUACUAAUUACAUACCUUGAUCAUCCGGUGCAUCUUGCAUGUCCGUGUCCCCCUCCACCACUACUCCACUCAGGAGGGAUUCCCCUAUAAUACUGGCAAGUCGCUCAUCAAGGAGCAAAGGGAUUGGCCUCCACUUUUAUGUCUGACCACUUCUUUUUAUUUCUGAGAAAGUCCGACCUUCUGAGCCAGCAGCAUUCACAGCGUCCGCCCUAUGCUGCCAUUCUAAUGCCUUUUUGGCAUUUGUAAUGCCCACACUGUGUCCACCAAACAAUAUCUUUUUUUCUUGCUUCAACCUCCCCUACAAGAACUUCCAUUUCACACUGGAUGAAAUUUCUUUUUUUAGCCUUUCUGUCGGGAUUUGCCGUCAUUAUCGUCAUGCAGUCAGUAUGGAUGAAUAUUAAUUAGGAACAUUUCACUGACUAUUUAUAGGCAACUAUGGGCGUUAAACGCUCGCUCACAUGCGCCAAAUUUUGAGUUGAUUGUGAUUUAUAAAGGGAAACGGGCGUGGGACGUGCGUGCGCAUUGUGUUAUAGAUCUGAAUAUUUUUGUGCAUAAGCACUUUCUGUGUUUCUCCGUACGCCAGCUUUUGACGUGAAUCCUCCGCACAGUUUUAUAAAUGAGGCCCUUGGACUGGAGUAUGCUAAGACUAAUCUUUGUGGACUUAGAGCUUGAAUCCCAGGUAGAACACUGGGCUUUGUGGACUUGAAGUUUGAAUCCCAGGUAGAACACUGGCAUUUGUGGAUUUGAUGAACCGAAGAAAGACCAGUAGUCGCUAAGGUAACAGCAAACGGAGGUCAGGGAAAAUAAAUCAAUCAAUGAAGGAACCUGCCAUAAAGAUCUUAUUAAAUUACUAGUAUUUGAGUAUUCUAAUCCCUAAUCCUAUGGAAUCUCGAAUGUUGGUGUGAUACAUUGUGUGAGGAAAACAGUGAUUCUCCAUGAGCUAAUGGUGCAGUGUGUUUGGAGAGGGUGAUAAGGUCACACUGAAGAGUCCUGUGGUCUAAGGUAACUAACGAUCUAGGAUCAGAUUAUCCUACCCCAUCCUUUACAAUUAAGGGGAUGACAAAUGAUCUGCCAAAUUAUCAGUUGCUCACACUGUUACUUAUUUCCCAUGUGUUUGUUCCCCCUAAACCAAAACCAAGUAAGCAUUAGGGUCACACUGUUGACCAGGAAUAGUGUCUUUAACAUGCUGCAAAGCCUUUGGUGUUCUCUCUGGUACACUGUCAGAACCCUCAAAUAUAUUCACAUUAAGGAAUCAAGAGCAAACUUUUAAAACAGAGGUUCCUACCAACAAAAUCGCUCACACUGUUUUCUGUUCGAAAAUGCUUCCGUUCGUUUGUGCUGAACAUGACCCUAGUUAUUCUUUGAUUUGUUAAAUCAUUAAGGGUACACUCCUUAAUUGAAUUACAAUAUUGUAAUUCUAUUACCAGAAACAAAGAGAUGGACUACAGAGUUUCCAGUCAACCGCUUUGGCUUCCUUUUAAGGUAGUUUUAGUCUUGUAAUAUGCAGGAAGGGUCACUGUGGACAUAGUUCUUCUCAUGCUCAGUUUCAACAUGAAAUGAGAGUUCAUAUUGAGAGUUCAGAUGGGGUUGCCAUUCAGAUAACUGGGUAUAAGAUAAGGAUGCUUACUCAAGCUGUUACCAGGCCCUCACAAAAAGGACAUGAAAGGUGAAGUGUGUAGGAAAUGCAUGAUGGGAGAUGUAGUUUUAAAGGUAGUGCCUGACUAGGAAUUACAAGGCAGGGGGAGACUGGUAUCUUUUACAAGUAGUGCCUCUAUGAAGGAUCAUUGAUGUAACUGCUAUGUCAUUUAGAUUUACCACAAUGUGUGUUGACAGGAGAGGUUGAAAAAAGGCUGUUUUUGUGGAGGAGAUAUCAUGAGUGUGUUGAGAUGGUAAAAAAAUAAUAAACAAUGGCCUGGUCUGAAAUCAACCAAUUGCUCCUACCCAUUUGGUGCUUGUAGAUUCUGAUGGAACCAGAGGUGUUUGUUAUACCUUAAGUUCACUGGAAGGCUAGGUGGAGCCAUCCCCCUACUGCCUACACCUUUCCAGUCUUCAGAUUUGCCAUCACAGAAGGGGUAGGAAUUAGGGGAAAGGGCAAAUAAUUGUAUUGUGUGGCUUUCUGACACAGUGAUUUCUAAUGUGGCUGACACAGAAUCACAUUCUAACAAGAACUUGUAACACAAUGUAUUGUUUAUAAGAACUGUAAUUAACUGAACAUUUAAAACAUUGUGAGAAGGAAUGCUUGUCAAAUGGGUGUCUCUAACUUAUGAAAGCAUGGGAUAUGAAACUACAUUCAUUCUACCACCUGUCAUGCGAUAUGAAACCACAUUCAUUCUAUCACCUGUCAAGCAUCUUCCUAUGAAUAGUGACAUGUAUUUCCAAGUCACAAGUUUACAUUUUAUCUUCAUCAUUCCUAUUUUUCUUCUGAGCCAAGAAACAAAGGCCAAAAUUCAGAUCAGAUCCGCCUUAAACCAUGAUAAAUUACAAUUGCAUAGCAUAUCAUUGUUUUUGUUUUUCGUGUUGUGUGUUGUAAUCUACACCUUGAUUAGGCUGAUAUAAAUCCGUAUUAUUUUAUAUAGCCUAGACUUUCACAUUUGGAACUUCUAACACAGGUGGGACUGGUGUGACUUCAUGACAAUGACCUCAAGAGCAGCCAUUCACCAUUUGACAGCUCCAACGCAGAACACCUACAACAUCGCCUAAACAAAAACAAUUAUAUGUAAUGCAGUCUGUCGGUUAUUGCGGGUUAAGGCGAAUCUGAUUGAAUCAUGCCUGAUUUUGCGACAUUCUCCGAGACUACUUAUAUUUUCAGUCCCCAAACAGUCAUUCUGGCCACUAUGAGGAAACCAAGUAAAGGUUAUAAAGAGUGUACAGAUAUGCCGUAUAUACAUAAAUAUAUUGUAAUUACAAAUGUUACACUGUACCAAUUCUUACUGUAGUAAUUUAAAUUAUUUUUAUUUAUUUAUUUUUAAGUGUGAAUUGUAUUAUUUAUUUAAAAUGUUUAAUGCAGCA
Molecule: messenger RNA, 6322 nt
Organism: Salmo salar (Atlantic salmon)
Lineage: Eukaryota; Metazoa; Chordata; Actinopteri; Salmoniformes; Salmonidae
Source: RefSeq, a predicted model, not a curated record